Molecule: messenger RNA, 1893 nt
Organism: Drosophila sulfurigaster albostrigata
Lineage: Eukaryota; Metazoa; Arthropoda; Insecta; Diptera; Drosophilidae
Gene: Tat
Product: tyrosine aminotransferase
Exons: 4
Coding region: 309-1781 (490 amino acids)
Biological process (GO): biosynthetic process; aromatic amino acid metabolic process
Molecular function (GO): pyridoxal phosphate binding; L-tyrosine:2-oxoglutarate transaminase activity
Source: RefSeq, a predicted model, not a curated record
AAUCAGUGUUGCUUUAGCCAAGAAUUCGCCGCGACCUAAUUCGCCGUGAUCGUCACUUCGCCAAACGUUCGUCCAAACAGCGCAUUAGCCAACCGAUUGAAUUUCUAAUGCUGGUCUGGAAUGAAAAACAGGAUACAAACUUUACCUUCAUUUGAGUUGUGCGCAUCGGAAACGUGAAACGAGCAAUCUCACUUGCCGCAUUGGAUUUCAACUACGAAUUGGCUUUAUUCCUCUCUUCUUUUUUUUUGUUGUUGUUUUGUCUGUUGUUUUGAUUUGUGAUUAAAAAACAUACCGCCUGCCUGGUGAUAAUGCCCAGCAGUGUCGCAAACGAAGGCUACAAGUAUCAGAGCAGCAUCGGCAGCCGUAAUACUUCAAGUGGAUCCCCGCCGGUGGUAGUUCCUAAUGUCGAUGUCGAUGUGGUGGAUAAAUCGAUCGCUCAACUUCAGUUGGAUACUCACCGCGCCCACAAUCAAGAUGCUGUUGUUGUCACCAACAAGCUUCGAAGUGCCUGGAAGGUGAAGGGCUCGUCACUUUCCCUCAAUACGCACAAUCGCAUUCGAAAUAUUGUUGAGGCACUCAAAAUUAAACCGAAUCCACUAAAGCCCAUGAUUCCCCUUUCCAUAGGAGAUCCCACAAUCUUUGGUAACCUGAAGGCCGCCGAUGAAACCAUGAAGGCCGUACUAAAAUCGGUGGAGAGCGGCAAAUUUAAUGGAUACGCUCAUACGCAGGGUCAUGAGGCUUCGCGGGUGGCGGUGGCCAAGUAUAGUGCACAUCAGCGGAUUGAUGGAGAUAUCGAUCCCAAUGAUGUUGUGCUUUGCAGCGGCUGUUCAGCUGCCUUGGAGUAUUGCAUCUUAGCUCUUGCAGAUCGUGGCCAAAAUGUUUUAGUACCGCGGCCAGGAUUCUGUUUGUAUCACACUCUCACCGAGGGAUUGGGCAUUGAGGUGCGCUAUUAUGAUCUUUUGCCUGAACUGGAAUGGCGUGCUGAUCUCAAACAGCUGGAGAGCCUGAUUGAUGAGAACACUGCAGCGCUGUUGAUCAACAAUCCAAGUAAUCCCUGUGGUAGUGUUUUCGAUAAAGAGCAUUUGAUGCAACUCGUCGAUAUUUGUGAGCGUCAUUACCUUCCAAUUAUUGCUGAUGAGAUCUAUGAGCACUUCGUCUUUCCAGGCUCACAUCAUGUGGCAGUUAGUAACUUGACACGUGAAGUGCCAGUGUUGUCGUGCGGUGGUCUGACCAAGCGUUUUUUGGUGCCCGGUUGGCGUAUGGGCUGGAUUAUAGUCCACGAUCAGCAUAAGCGACUGGGGAACGCACUGACGGGUCUCAAGAAUAUGUGUGGUCGAAUCCUUGGCUCCAAUACGAUCAUUCAGGGCGCAUUGCCAGAUAUUUUGACCAAGACACCGCAGAGCUACUUCGACGGAGUAAUUGAUGUGCUUUACUCGAAUGCCCAAUUGGCAUACAAAUUGUUGAAGCAAGUGCGCGGUAUAAACCCGAUAAUGCCAAACGGAGCCAUGUACAUGAUGAUUGGGGUCUGCAUUGAACGUUUUCCGGAAUUCAAGGACGAUACACAUUUUGUACAGGAGCUGGUUAACGAGCAGAGCGUCUUUUGUCUUCCUGGCAGCUGUUUUGAGUAUCCGGGUUAUGUGCGCAUUGUUCUUACGGUACCAUCGACCAUGAUCGAGGAAGCUUGCGUCCGAAUCGCUGAGUUCUGUGAGGCUCACUUUAAAAAGGAGAGUCGGGCUCUCAUCGAGCAUAACUUACUGGAUGACGCACAUGUCGACUAUUGAAUUGAGUUGAUCGUACCUUGCAUUUUUAUAUACAAAUAUCAAUAACUGGGCGCAUUUUUUGGUUAUGCGACAAUUACUUUUUUAUAUCCCAUACAUAAAUACAUACUUAGCC